AUGGCGUGGCAUAUGGAAUCUGGCGAUGAUUCCCUGUUGUACAAAUAUUUUAAACAGAAGUAUCUCAAGCAUUGUGAUUUUGUGGAUGCGUCGUAUAAGUCUAGUGCCUCUUGGGUUUGGAAAACUGUUUCAUCUAAGCAACUUCGGGCUAAAUUUUCCUCAGUGGCGGAUCUUAUUAUUCAUUUUACCCAUCAAUGGAAUAUAUCCCUUGUUUCUCAGUUCUUCAAUCAACGGGAUUGCAAGCUUAUUCUCAAAAUCCCUUUGAGUGUUCGCGGAGGGGUUGAUUGUAAGGUUUGGGGUUUUUCUAAGGACGGCCUUUUCUCGAUCAAAAGCACGUAUCAUGUUGCUAUUUCUAUUCUUAAUCCUCCUUCCCCCCCUCUUGCUGAAGGUUGUAGUUUUGAUGCCAUGGAUAGUGGUUUGUGGAAAGCUGUGUGGCAUAUCCGUGCUUUCAGGAAGAUUCAACUUUUUGUCUGGCAAUGUCCGCAUGAACGUAUCCUAGUUAAUUCGCAGCUCUUCAAACGGGGGGCGUAUAAGUUUUGGUGUUGCUAUAUUUGUGGUUCUCAUGAUGAGACUAUUGAUCAUUUACUUUGCACUUGCCCGUUUGCGUGCAAAGUGUGGAAACUGUGCCCUUUAAGAAUGGAUUUCUCUUGUUCCCAGCCCACCUUAUGGCAAAAGCGGUGGUUUGAUAUGUGUGAGAACUGGCUUUUGGUGGAUGGGUUUAAUCAGUGUAUCGGUUUAGCGGCGUUUAUUUGUUGGUCCUUAUGGAAAAACAGAAAUGCUGUUGUGUUUAACAACGCCAGUAGUGAUCCUUUGGCGGUGGUUCAGAAGGCUCUCACAUCCUUUAAUGAGUUCCAGGAAGUUUCACGUCAAAAUAGUUUGUGCUCUUUGCCAUGUCCUACUCUUACAUCUCCUUUGGAGGUGUGGAAGGUCCUAGAGGAGGGAUAUCACAAACUCAACUUCAAUGCUGCCUUUAAUUCCAUAUCCAAGUCCCAGGGGGGUGGGGGGGAUUGA
This is a messenger RNA of Cornus florida, 1011 nucleotides long. RefSeq lists its product as uncharacterized. The record is from RefSeq and is a predicted model, not a curated record. The coding region runs from base 1 to 1011 and encodes 336 amino acids. Lineage: Eukaryota; Viridiplantae; Streptophyta; Magnoliopsida; Cornales; Cornaceae. The transcript is spliced from 2 exons.